AUGUCUGUCGACGAGAAGAAGUCGGCGUCCUUCGUGGAAGAGGCCUCUCCGGCCGAGGAACCGAGCCCCCGUCCUUCUCCGACGUGGACACCAGAGGAGGAGCGCGCCCUGGUCAGGAAACUCGACUGGAGGAUCAUGCCAAUCGCCUGCGUUAUGUAUCUUUUCGCCUACCUUGACCGCACAAAUCUGGGGAACGCGCGGCUGCAGGGAUUACCGCAAGAUACGCUCGGGGGUGACCCUACCGGCAAGCUCUUCGACUGGGUGAACUCGGCGUUCUUCUUCUCAUACAUCAUCUGCCAAAUCCCCGCUACUGUUCUUUCCAAGCUCUUCCCCCCACGGCUUUGGCUGGGAGGCGCGACCAUUGGGUGGGGUCUUUGCUCAACGCUCAUGUCUGCAAGCUUCAAUUUGGCAGGAUUGCUGGUCGCGCGCAUCAGUCUUGGGGUCUUCGAGGCAUGCUUCGGUCCCGGUAUCCCGCUUUACAUGUCGCUGUUCUACACCAAGGAGGAAAUGGGUAUGCGCAUGGCGUACUGGUUCAGCUUCGCCGCCAUUGCCGGCGCCUUCGGCGGUCUCAUCGCGUUCGGCAUUCAGGACGCGCACACAACCAUCGAGAACUGGCGGCUUUUGUUCAUCGUCGAGGGUGUCCCCACUGUACUAGUUGGAGUCCUCGCUAUGUUCAUUCUCCCAAACAGGCCGGAGGAGACGCACGUGUUCAAUGAGAAGGAACGCGAGAUUGCGCUGGACCGAGGAAGCCGCGGUCUCAAGGCUGAUACCGGACGCACGGUGAAUAAAAGCCAUAUCAUCGCCGCGUUUCAGGACUGGAGGAUCUACGCUGCUGGCGUGCUCUACUUCGGCGCGAACGUCGCACUCGCCUCUACUUCUGCAUUCCUGCCGACUAUUAUCAAGAGUUUUGGGUUUACCAACGCCCUUGCUCAACUGCUCACCGUGCCGCCCUACGUCGUUGCUGCGAUCGUGCUCUGCUCAUGCUCUUACAUCUCGGAUCGCAUCCAAAGUCGUGGCCUGUUUGCCGCGGGUGCUAGUGCUCUGGCCGGGAUCGGCUAUGUUCUAGUGCUCACCGUCCACGGCAACCAACACGUGCGCUACUUCGCGAUGUUUUGCAUCACCUCUGGCACAUACACGACGAUUGGGAUCGUCAUUGCAUGGUUCGCCCACAACCUUGGAUCAGAGACCAAAAAGGCAACAGGCACGCCCAUUUACAUGGCGAUUGGCCAGUGCGGGUCCGUGCUUGGGUCCCACUUGUAUCCCGCCACGGAGGGCCCUCUGUAUACCAAAGGAUUUGCGAUCGCCGCGGCGUUCGAGUUCCUUGCUGCUCUUGCUGCCAUCGUCCUUACGAUCUCCUACCGGCUCGAGAACCGGCGCCGCGACAAGCUCUAUGGUGUUCAACUGGACCCGAACGCGCCCGUCGACACCACUGAGCUGGCGGACAAGGCACCGAACUUCCGAUACACGCCCUGA
Molecule: messenger RNA, 1473 nt
Organism: Epithele typhae
Lineage: Eukaryota; Fungi; Basidiomycota; Agaricomycetes; Polyporales; Epitheliaceae
Product: MFS general substrate transporter
Exons: 9
Coding region: 1-1473 (490 amino acids)
Biological process (GO): transmembrane transport
Cellular component (GO): membrane
Molecular function (GO): transmembrane transporter activity
Source: RefSeq, a predicted model, not a curated record